This is a messenger RNA of Bemisia tabaci, 3425 nucleotides long. Lineage: Eukaryota; Metazoa; Arthropoda; Insecta; Hemiptera; Aleyrodidae. The record is from RefSeq and is a predicted model, not a curated record.
CGGUAAGGAGAUGGCGCUCCUGGCGGGCGUGUGGUGAACCUUCCAGCAGAUCUAAAAUGACUGCUGAAGAUUUGGCAAAAGAUUCAGUGUGGCUAGAUAAGUCAAAGUAUGAUGAAGCUGAACGUGCCUACUAUGAGAAGCUAAACAAGGUUCCUUCUAUUUCUUCCCAAUCACAAUCAAAAAGUCUGGUCGAAGAAAUCGUUAAAGCACGGGAGCACAUUAAAGUUUCUCUUAAAAAUGUAGAUGGAUUCCAAGAUCUUCCCUCCACCAGCAUUAGCAAUGAUAUGAGUGAAGUUGUCAGAAAACUGCAGACAGAUUACAACAGCUUGAAGUCAGAUUUUGAUAAAGUAACAUCACUUCUGCAAAGAAUCGAGAUUCGAGUAAAGAACCUAGAAAAUUCCUUGACUACAGAAUCCUUCCUUGAAAAGAAAAGCAGUGAAAGAACUCCAGGCAAGAAAGAAAAUGAUGACGAUGAUAUUGACCUCUUUGGAUCUGAGGAUGAAGAUGAAGAAGCGAAACGAGUGAAGGAGCAACGCUUAGCUGAAUAUGCUGCCAAAAAAUCUAAAACAAAACUUGUUCCUUUGGCUUAUGGAAUUCACAAGCUACAGAUAGCGUCAGUGGUGGAAGAUGAUAAAGUCUCAGUUGAUGACAUCUCUGACAAGAUUCAAGAAAUCGAGGACUUUGUCCAGAGUGUUGACAUUGCUGCUUUCAACAAAAUAUAGACUUUCGUGUAAGGUUCAUUUUAAAUUUCUUAGGAAAAUCAAUUUCAACCUUACCAUUGGUUUCCGUUUGACAAGAUCAGUGCAACUUUUUCUUGUUCUAUAAGUUGUUAUUUUUUAUUUGUGCCUAGUGUCUAAAUCGCUCCACCAGAAUGUAUGUAAAAAGACUUCUUGCUCGGAAGGACUGAUCAUAUAAUGUAUACAUAGAAAUAAAUGAUAAUUUUACUUGUAAAUGCUAAUGAUUACUAUAUGUACUUCAGUUUUUUUAAUUUGGUUUUACAGAAUUUUUCAUUUGGGAUCAAUGAUUUAGUCCGGAGAAUAAUAUUAGUUCAGACACCAUAAAGCAAAACAUGGAUUUAGCUUGCAUUGGAUAGAGAGUUAGUUGGAGCCAUUGAUUCUUACCUAUUUUGAGAUGCUGAAUCGGAACUUGAAUUUCGCGCACGAAACAGCUCAGAAUGUUGCCAUCAUUUUUUCCAACGCUUUUUUAUUCCUGUGGAUUUUUCGAUUUUAACUCCGUUUGAAUUGAAAGUUUACAAAAUUUGCAAGAACAUCAGCUUGACGACUUUCUGUAAAUUAUGGCCGCCAGAAUGCGACCGCGUUUUCGGUGGAAAAUCGAAUUAUUCUUUUGGUAUUCCAUGAUUUCAAGAAAAACCUAGUGGAAACGUAAAUUUUGGGGCAAUGAUAUCGAUCAGAUAGAAAUAGAAGGAAAUGCUAAAGGUGAGAAGCAAAUGUAAUCUUGCAUUGCGUCAUUUUUGCCAUUCUUUAUGUUGCAAGAACAGUGCACUAAAAAUCCCAUAAAAAUUGUGCCUUAAACACGCUGAAAGCCAUGCUGAAACUGAAAAUUGACCAUGAGGGACAUUCUGUUCUCAAAAUUUAUUAUAGCAGAUAAUACAGGUCAAGGUUUUUGACUCUCAAGGUGCCCAAAAAUACUGCCACUCUAGUAACUCAUGUAACUUGAUAGUUCAAAAGAAUUUUCUUUCCUCAAUCUCGUGAAUUAUACCACUUCAUGGCCGGUACAUGCACGGAGGUGUACAAGGAAUUACCCUAGUGAGUAUUAACUGCUAGUCUCCUCAAUACAACAAAUUAUUGAUCGUAAAUAUUAAUUGUUUAGGUGUAGGAGAAGAGGGCGGGGGUUUCUCAAAAAAAAAAAGACAUCAGACAAUGAGCAUCCUAGAAUAAUUAACGAGUUUGGUUUGAAAAUAAAUGCCCAACAGGAACAAAGAAUGACACUAGAUGAAGGGGAGAAGCAUGUGAAAAGGACCAGAAGAAGUCAGGGAAUUUCGUCAACGGUCAGGGCAUUAUUUGUGGAGUUGGGUUCCAAGUAAAAAUCGGGUCCGCGACGGGUCAGCUGAUCGCGUUGUUGUGCCAACGUUUAGACCACAUUAAUUAAGUGCCCUUUCGUUAUCAUGAAACAGUCAGGGAAUUUCAUUAGAAGUUAGGGAACGAUCAAAUGAAACUUUGCUAGCCAUCCUGGAUAGGGGAAGUUCUCGCCCCCUCCCUCUCCCCGCAUGAUUUUCUGUCACCCUUUCAGUUAAGUAUACUGAGAAUAUUAGCUAUGAAAUGUAUUAAAUGGUAUCCAUCACACUGAUUGAGUGGAAGAAGUCAUUUUCCCCAUUGGCUUUUGUAUUUAUUGAAUAGUUUUGAACAAUCAAUUACGUCACCUUGAGGGAUCAAAAUUAUGAAAGGUGUGUUUAAAAUCAUUCAGAGACACUUCUUUUCGGUUUAAAAGAGUGUUAGGGACAUAGAAAAUGGCAAAAAUAACGCAAUGCAAGAUUAGAUUUGCUUCUCACCUGAAGCAUUUACAACUACUUCCAUCUGAACAGAUACCAUUUCCCCAAAAGUAACGUUUUCACUGGGUUUUUCAUGAAAUCAUGAAACACUAGAAACAAACUACUUGGAUUUUAAACCAACAACGCUGUCACGCUUUAGCAGCCAUGCUUCUUAAUUCAAAUACAUAUAUUAAACUGAUGCUCUUGCAAAUUUUAUGGAAUUUAAUUUUGGACUAGGCUAAAUUGAUCGAGAACUCGACAAGAAGUUAGCUAUUUUUGAAAGCUGAACUCCCAAAAACGUUGGAAAAAAAACAGAUUUUUCACUAAAAUCGUUCUGGGCCGAGAUUUUGCAUUUAACGCGCUCAUUCAGUUUCAACGACCCAAAAUACAUUGAAAUCAAUGGCUAGACCAUGUUUUCCCUCUAAUGCAAAGUUAAACCCUAUUGAGUCUAGACCAUACUGAUGUUGUCAAGAUUUCAUAAAAAUUGACACAUGGAUCAAUAAUGAUUUCCUUACAAUGAUUCCAUUUUGCAAAAACGAACCACAUGUAUUCCAGUGUCGCUAAGAUUGUGCAACUUUUUUUACCUUGCAAAUAUAAAUUGAUCAUCUUAACAAGUUUUAUCCUUACUCCCAAUGAACUAUAAAUUCAAUACUAAAAUUAGCAUAGUAGAUUUAACUUUCUGCAAGGUUUCAGUAAUUUCAUUGCAAGAAAUGUAAGUUGCAUACUCUUAGUAACAAUGGAAUGCUCUUGGUUCUUUUUUGCAAAAUGCAAUCCACAAAUAGCCACUGAAAGCUGUUGAAUCAUUUAUGAAAUACAAUGUGUUGCAAAUUUGUAUAAGUCAUUCGUUUCUCUGUCUCUGGUUCCUGUCUCACUUUUAAUUGUAUUAUUUCUUAAUUUAUUUUCUUAUUUCACAUGCAUAAAACUUGUUUCUUUCCAA